AUGGUAUCGAUACGAAAUUUCUACAAAAACUCGACCAUUCUUAUUUCCGGUGGGACCGGAUUCCUAGGACAAAUUUUAUUGGAAAAAACCUUACGAUUACUACAACCAAGCAAGGUAUACCUUCUGAUUCGGAAGAAAAAGGGACUCGAUGCCGAGCAACGCUUGCAUAAAAUGAUGGCAGGUAUAGUAUUCGAUAGGGUCCGCUCGUUGUCCACCUUACCCAAGGUAGAAGCAAUCGAAGUGGACAUGACGCGCCCAGAUAUGGCACUCAGUGCGGAAACUCGUCGGCAGCUCGAGCAAGAAGUCGAUGCUGUGUUCCAGCUUGCAGCCUCCGUUAGCUUCAACGAAUCACUCCAAACCUCUUUAAGAGAAAACGUUCAGAACAAUUUGAACCUUUAUAACUUAGUGAGAGACAUGAAGAAUCUUAGAGUGGCAAUGCAAGUAUCCACGAUGUAUUCCAACUGUAACCGAGAAGUCAUUGAGGAAAAAGUGUAUAAUGAUGUGGGUUUCGGAGGAUACGACGCAAUUGUGAAAAUGCUUAACCAGUUGCAUGAGACGCAAAAGGAAGCCAUAACUCCGUAUAUAUUGAAGGGUUUACCCAAUACGUACACGUUUGCCAAGAAAUGCGUUGAAAUAAAGCUUCAGCAGGAGUUCUCUCAUCUGCCUGUUGGAAUAUUUAGGCCCCCAGCAAUAACGUCUACGUAUAAAGAGCCGCUGGUCGCAUGGAUCGACAACAUGUACGGAGCCGGUGGGUACGUUCUUCCUAUGAUUCUCGGACUAUAUUCUGCGUACUUCUUGGACAAUGCCACCGUUCCGAUGUUUGCACCUGUGGAUUAUUGCGCCAAUGCCCUACUUUUGAGUGCUUUCGAUGUGGCCAACAGCUUCCAUACUGGUCGGAAUGUAAUUCCAGUUUAUAACUAUGCCGAUAAAAGUUGUCCCAACUUCCAAGACACCUACAACUAUUUCGUUGAAGGUCUUCCGUGGCUUCAAAGGUCCAUCUAUCGUCACUUCAUGAACACUCGCACGACAAACGAGUCCCGAUACCGGUUUGCUGUAGCACUGAUGCUGGCUCACGCCUCGGCUAUGGAUCGAUUGAGAAUCAUGACAGGUCAGACGCCGGGCAUACGGAGAGCGGUCGAGCGUGCCCUUCAAAUGAUGGACAAGUCGAGACUACUAAUGGUAACGAACUGGGAGAUCGAAAACGCGAACAUCAAACGAAUCCAGCAGAGUUUGGAUCCUGUUGAACGGAAACUGUUUGAGUGUGACCUCGGGACUGUGAACUGGAGGCAGCACUUUGCGGAUUUUAUACCCGGAUUGAGAAAACACGUGCUGAAUGGGCGUAAAAAUAAUUCCAGGUAG
Molecule: messenger RNA, 1359 nt
Organism: Armigeres subalbatus
Lineage: Eukaryota; Metazoa; Arthropoda; Insecta; Diptera; Culicidae
Product: fatty acyl-CoA reductase wat-like
Exons: 3
Coding region: 1-1359 (452 amino acids)
Biological process (GO): long-chain fatty-acyl-CoA metabolic process
Cellular component (GO): peroxisome
Molecular function (GO): alcohol-forming very long-chain fatty acyl-CoA reductase (NADP+) activity
Source: RefSeq, a predicted model, not a curated record